AUGUCGGACAAGGAGUUCACCUACCAAGAUGUUGCCGAGCACAACACCAAGAAGGACCUGUUCCUGGUCAUCCACGACAAGGUCUACGACUGCGCAAAGUUUAUAGAUGAGCAUCCCGGUGGUGAGGAGGUCAUGUUGGAUGUUGCCGGACAAGACGCAACCGAGGCCUUUGAGGACGUCGGCCACAGCGACGAGGCGCGCGAGACACUGGACCAGCUCUACGCCGGCGUGCUGAAGAGACAGCCCGGAGACCCAACCCCCAAGGCUCCCAACCCCGGUGCCGUCACGCCUGCGACGACGGGCGAUGCCACCGGCCUCGGCAUCGGUGUGUACGCCAUCGUGCUCAUCGGUGGUGCCGCUGCCUACUUCGCCUACCAAUACCUCCAGGCAGCAGCAGCAGCAGGCGGCAGGCCAGGCUUAGAAGGAACACGAGCUGGAGUGGGUGCUGGCGGUGCAAGGGGGCUCUUGGGCACGAAAGGGGUUGCUGCCGGUUUCGUGCCAAUACUACAUGGGACAUGCUUCACUGGUGGUGUUACCUUACAUAUCCUCGCCUUGUUUCGAUUUGCCCCUGCAGGUAGACAGAAUCCAGCCUCGGCCUUGUUGACACUUCAACCUUUCCCCGAGGACUUUCUUCCAAGUCUGAGUUUAUCAGAGGCACUUUGGGGUCAGCUGACUAACAUGUGCCGAAGAGUGGUUUAA
This is a messenger RNA of Diaporthe citri, 699 nucleotides long. RefSeq lists its product as uncharacterized. The record is from RefSeq and is a predicted model, not a curated record. Bases 1 to 699 code for a protein of 232 amino acids. NCBI's taxonomy places the organism in Eukaryota, Fungi, Ascomycota, Sordariomycetes, Diaporthales, Diaporthaceae. The transcript is spliced from 3 exons. Gene Ontology annotation, molecular function: heme binding. Gene Ontology annotation, cellular component: intracellular membrane-bounded organelle; endoplasmic reticulum membrane. Gene Ontology annotation, biological process: sterol biosynthetic process.